This is a messenger RNA of Linepithema humile (Argentine ant), 1203 nucleotides long. RefSeq lists its product as uncharacterized. NCBI's taxonomy places the organism in Eukaryota, Metazoa, Arthropoda, Insecta, Hymenoptera, Formicidae. The record is from RefSeq and is a predicted model, not a curated record.
AUGAAGAUGUUAGGCCUGCUCUGGGACGCGAAGUCUGAUGAUCUACAGUACAAAGUGACGAUCGAAAAAUUUGCAAAAAAUACAAAGCGUCUGGUGCUGUCCAAGAUAGCCCAAAUAUUUGACCCACUAGGAUUGUUGGGACUAGUGGUUAUCGUAGCAAAAUGUAUCAUGCAAUCAAUGUGGAAGUUAAAAACACGCUGGGACGAAGCUCUUCCGCCGGAAUUGCAGGCUAAGUGGAACGAAUAUUACAGCUUGCUGCAGCAAAUAAACGACGUAAGAAUUCAGAGGAAUAUCAAUCCUAAUAACGAAGAUUGCAAGUUUGAUCUCUUCGGCUUUGGAGAUGCAUCAGAAAGGGCAUAUGGUGCUUGUCUCUAUGCCGUUUCUCAAAGUGCCAAAGAAACAACGGAGUCGCAUCUAAUUUGUUCAAAGAGUAGAGUCGCACCUCUAAAAACGAUCUCGUUACCAAGACACGAGCUCAACGCAGCGCUCUUUCUGGCCAAGUUGUGUGAUACAACAAGAAACGCUUAUGGUAACAAGAUUCGGAACGUUCACCUUUGGAGUAAUUUCACUGUAGUGCUCAGUUGGAUUGCCAAGUCUCCAAAAGUCAGGAAAACUUAUAUGGCUAAUAGGAUCUCCAAAAUCCAAAAUCUAUCGCAUGACGUGACCUGGCGUCACGUCCCUUCCAAAGAGAAUCCUGCGGAUCUGCUUUCAAGAGGAAUCAUCGUGGAGACGUGGAGAAACGAUCAGUUAUGGUGGCACGGGCCUCAGUGGCUCGUAACUGGUCAAUGGCCUCAGACACCAGCAAUAGGUAUCGAUACGUCCGAAAUGAAAACAAUAACGUUGCUUACACAAAAGAGGCUAAAUUAUGACAUACUGCAAAGAUUUUCCGAGUACGAGAAACUUCAAAGAGUAAUUGCUUACUGGUUGAGAUUCAAGGCCAAUGCCUUAGGUGCCAAAAAAAGAGGUUUCUUACAGUUGGAGGAGCUCGAGCAUGCUGACACAAACAUCGCGAAAAUGGUACAGUGUGAAAUCUUUUUAUCUGAGUUGCAAGUUCUUGAGAAAGGACAGCAGGUACUCAAGGGAAGCAGACUGACGCCGUUAAGCCCCUUUCUGGAUAAGGAAGGAGUGAUAAGAGUAAGGAGGGCGGUUGUCAAAAGCAGAGGUGUCCGAGACUCAAAGACACCCGACAGUAUUACCAGCUAA